CAAUUUCAUUUGCGCGGCUACACCUCGGGCUGCAAAACUACACUUCAGAUACCGAUACAAUGCCAUGUGAGACACCUCGGCCAACGUUCCCAUUGCCUUCAGAUUUCAGCUUGCAUUCGCGAUGCACAUAAGCUCUUGUACUCAAUUGCGAUUACUAAAGUCGGGUCAGCUUGUACUCUGUCGCCGUCGAUUGGAGGCUUCAGGGUUCGCAUCGCACGCUAUCGUGGUCCAGUCCUUGCCUACCGUGCGCGCAAUGGAGACAUCCACACGGGACCAUGCUCAGGCAGCCACAGCACUCCCCAUGGCUGCCUCUAAGGCUGCAUCAAACAUGCUGCCGUCUGCUCCCACCCCUCUAGCCGCCUCCACCCCCUCCUCUACCCCUACCGGCCCCACCACCGCCACCAACACGCGUUACCCGUAUCCCCUGUCCACACUGGUCACCGCGCUGUCGAUACCGCCCUCCCUGGACCGGCAGGUAGGAGCCCAUGUCGUACACCUGCUCGUCCACCGGGAGGGGCCCGGCUCGGAGGUGCUGGCGGAGCUGCUGGGGCUGCCGCAGGACCUCAUGCUGCGGCUAAUCUGGUUCGGUGCCGUGUACUACUGCCCCGUGCCGCCGCUGACACAACAACAGCAGCAGCAGCAGCAACACCGACAGCAGCAACAACAGCAACGAAAGCGACACCAGCAGCAGCAGCAGCAGCAACAGCAAAAGCAGGUCCGUGAAGGGGGUCGGGAGCAGCGGGCACAACGCGCUGCGGCGGCGGUGGGGCCUAGCCACGUUGGGACGGAUGAUGCGGCUGAUGCCCCGUCACUGCCUCGUGUGAAGCCCCAGAAGCAGCAACAGCGGAUGGAGUCCAUACCAGGGCAGCCCCAGACCCAGCCUCAGCAGCAGGACACAACCCGGGCAGCGGCGCUGGCUCGGUGGG
Astrephomene gubernaculifera is the source of this 926-nucleotide messenger RNA. NCBI's taxonomy places the organism in Eukaryota, Viridiplantae, Chlorophyta, Chlorophyceae, Chlamydomonadales, Astrephomenaceae. The record is from the annotation of a GenBank genome assembly.